GUGAAAACUAAAACAAAUUUUAGAAUAAAAAUAAAUUUAGAUUUUUUUAUAAUUUUAAAAAAUAAAAUAUUUGAUAGAAAAUUAAUAAAAAAAUAAAUAAAUAAAAAAUUUCCCCCAUAAAAUACACAAACCCAUAUUCACACCCCUCUCGCACCAAUAAAUAAAAUAUAUUGUUUUUUUUUUUUUUUUGGGAAUGUUAUCAAAUAAAAUAAUAUAUAAUAGUAAAAUAAAUAAUGAAUUAAAAAAUUGUUAUUUACAAUUAAUAAAAAGAUAUUAUACAUCAAAUAAUAAUAAUAAUAAUAAUAAAAAGAUUAAAACUGGCAUUUUAAUGUUAAAUUUAGGUGGUCCAUCAAAUUUAAAUGAAGUAGAACCAUUUUUAACAAGAUUAUUCACAGAUAAAGAAAUUUUUAAAUUACCAUUUCAACAAUAUACAGGUACAUUAAUCGCAAAAAGAAGAGCACCAACAGUUAGAAAAUUAUAUGCAUCGAUAGGUGGAGGAAGUCCAAUCCGUAAAUGGACAGAUUUACAAGGUGAAAAACUAUCGAAAUUAUUAGAUGAAAUAUCGCCAGAGACAGCACCACACAAGCACUAUAUUGGGUUCCGUUACUCUGACCCAUUAAUUGCAGACACAUUAGAUGAAAUGAAAAAUGACGACGUAGAGCGUGUUAUCGCAUUCUCACAAUACCCACAAUUUUCAUGCACAACCACCGGUUCAAGUUUAAACAAUCUUUGGAAAACUCUCGAAGAGAAAGAUAUGAAAGGUCAUUUUAAAUGGUCUAUUAUCGAUAGAUGGCAAAAUCAUGAAGGUUUCAUUAAAGCAACUACACACAAAGUAGAAAAAGCCAUCAAACAAUAUUAUAAUAAAUUAAAUGAACAAAAUAGCGGUAAUAGUAGCAGCGGCAGCAACAAUAACGAUAAACCAGUAUUAGUUUUUUCAGCUCACUCAUUACCAAUGUCAACAGUCGAAAAAGGCGACCCAUAUCCACAAGAGGUUUCAGAAACCGUUUGUAAAGUUAUGGAAAGUUUAGGUAAAGAUAAAUAUGAAUAUAUGUUAGCAUGGCAAAGUAAAGUCGGGCCAUUACCUUGGUUAUCACCAAAAACUAGUUUUGUUAUCGAUCAAUUGGCCAAAAAUAAACGUAAUGCAAUUGUAAUUCCAAUUGCUUUCACCUCUGACCAUAUUGAAACUCUCUCAGAAAUUGAUAUCGAGUUACAAGAACAUGCUAAAAAAGCUGGUAUGAAAUUAUUAGUACGUUCUGAAGCUCUUAAUGACGAUCCAUUAAUCAUCUCUGCUAUGGCCGAUUUAGUAAAGUCUCAUUUAUCCUCAAAUAACUCUAUUCAUUCAAAACAAUACCACUUAAAAUGUCCAGGUUGUAAACAAGAUUCAAUUUAUUGUAGACAAAUUUUGAACCCAAUCGAACAACUUUAACAAAUGUUUCAAUUAUUUUAAAAAAACCAAUCAAUUAUAUAAUAAACAAAAAAAAAAAAAACUAUUUAUCAC
Dictyostelium purpureum is the source of this 1498-nucleotide messenger RNA. RefSeq names its product ferrochelatase. The transcript has a single exon. The record is from RefSeq and is a predicted model, not a curated record. Bases 194 to 1426 code for a protein of 410 amino acids. Gene Ontology annotation, molecular function: protoporphyrin ferrochelatase activity. NCBI's taxonomy places the organism in Eukaryota, Evosea, Eumycetozoa, Dictyosteliales, Dictyosteliaceae. Gene Ontology annotation, biological process: heme biosynthetic process.